This is a messenger RNA of Hemisphaericaspora subhashii, 1050 nucleotides long. Its product is annotated as guanine nucleotide exchange factor. The transcript has a single exon. Bases 1 to 1050 code for a protein of 349 amino acids. Gene Ontology annotation, cellular component: GET complex. Lineage: Eukaryota; Fungi; Ascomycota; Pichiomycetes; Serinales; Debaryomycetaceae. The record is from RefSeq and is a predicted model, not a curated record. Gene Ontology annotation, molecular function: ATP hydrolysis activity; ATP binding. Gene Ontology annotation, biological process: post-translational protein targeting to endoplasmic reticulum membrane.
AUGGAUUUCGAAUUAGAACCAACAUUAGAAUCAUUGAUUAAACAAGAUACAUUGAAAUGGAUUUUUGUAGGGGGAAAAGGAGGUGUGGGAAAAACCACAACAUCUUCUUCAGUUGCCGUUCAAUUAGCAUUAAAUCAUCCAAAUGAUGAAUUCUUAUUAAUCUCAACUGAUCCAGCUCAUAAUUUAUCCGACGCGUUCUGUCAGAAGUUUGGUAAAGAUGCUAGAAAAGUAGAUGGGUUACCUAAUUUAUCUUGUAUGGAAAUUGAUCCUGAAGCUGCCAUGAAUGAUUUACAACAACAAGCACAACAAUACAAUAAUGAUCCAAAUGAUCCAUUGAAAGGUAUGAUGAAUGACAUGACUGGAUCUAUACCUGGUAUUGAUGAAGCAUUGUCAUUUAUGGAAGUUAUGAAACAUAUCAAGAAUCAAAAGGUAGAUGAAAAUGAUUCAAAAGAUAAGAUUUCUUAUAGAACAAUUAUAUUUGAUACAGCUCCAACCGGUCAUACUUUACGUUUCUUACAAUUGCCUUCUACAUUACAGAAAUUAUUGGGUAAAUUCCAACAAUUAUCUGGAAGAUUAGGUCCAAUGAUGAGUAUGUUAGGUGGUGGUGCCGGCGCCCAACAAGAUAUGUUUGCAAAAUUAAAUGAACUUGAAAAGAAUGUUACUGAAGUUAAUGAACAAUUCACCAAUCCAGAUUUAACUACAUUUGUAUGUGUUUGUAUUUCUGAAUUCCUUUCUUUAUAUGAAACCGAAAGAAUGAUCCAAGAAUUAAUGUCAUAUAAUAUGGAUGUUAACUCAAUUGUUGUGAAUCAAUUAUUAUUCGCCGAUGAUGAUGAAAGCCCAUGUGGUAGAUGUGUUAGUAGAUGGAAGAUGCAAAAGAAAUAUUUGGACCAAAUGGCCGAAUUAUAUGAAGAUUAUCAUUUAGUUAAGAUGCCUUUGUUAGGUACAGAAAUUAGAGGUGUAGAAAACUUGAAGAAAUUCUCAAAGUUCUUAUUGCAACCUUAUGAUCCUAAGAUAGAUCGUGCUGUUAUUACUGAUAUAAAAGAGCAAUAA